CCAAUCAGCGCCCGCCACCGUCCGUUGGUCAUAUAUAAGCCAUUUUUGCCGCAGCUUCUUUCUUUGGAAUAAUGUCGGCUGAAUAUGAUAAUAGAGACAAUGGCCCCGAGGGCAUGGAGCCGGAUGGCAUCAUCGAGAGCAACUGGAACCAGAUCGUGGACAGCUUCGAUGAGAUGAACCUGCGCGAAGCUCUUCUCCGGGGGAUCUACGCCUACGGUUUUGAGAAGCCAUCUGCCAUCCAGCAGAGGGCCAUUAUCCCUUGUAUCAAGGGUUACGAUGUGAUUGCUCAGGCCCAGUCUGGAACUGGGAAGACAGCCACGUUCGCCAUCUCCAUCCUGCAGCAGAUUGAUGUGGAGAUGAAAGCCACCCAGGCUCUGGUUCUGGCCCCCACCAGGGAGCUGGCCCAGCAGAUCCAGAAGGUGGUUCUGGCUCUGGGCGACUACAUGGGGGCCAGCUGCUACGCCUGCAUCGGUGGCACCAACAUCCGCAACGAGGUCCAGAGGCUGCAGGCCGAGUCCCCCCACAUCGUGGUGGGAACCCCCGGCCGCGUCUUCGACAUGUUGUCCCGCAAGAACCUCUCUUCCAAGCACAUCAAGAUGUUUGUUCUGGACGAGGCCGACGAGAUGUUGAGCCGAGGGUUCAAGGACCAGAUCUACGAGAUCUUCCAGAAGCUGGCCAGCAACACACAGGUGGUCCUGCUGUCGGCCACCAUGCCGGCCGACGUCCUGGAGGUCACCAAGAAGUUCAUGCGGGAGCCGAUCCGGAUCCUGGUGAAGAAGGAGGAGCUGACGCUGGAGGGUAUCCGCCAGUUCUACAUCAACGUGGAGAAAGAGGAGUGGAAGCUGGACACGCUGUGUGACCUGUACGAGACCCUGACCAUCACGCAGGCCGUCAUCUUCAUCAACACCAGGAGGAAAGUGGACUGGCUGACGGAGAAGAUGCACGCCAGGGACUUCACCGUCUCCGCCCUGCACGGGGACAUGGACCAGAAGGAGAGAGACCUGAUCAUGAGGGAGUUCCGCUCCGGCUCCAGUCGAGUCCUCAUCACCACCGAUCUGCUGGCCCGAGGCAUCGACGUCCAGCAGGUGUCCCUCGUCAUCAACUACGACCUGCCCACCAACAGAGAAAACUACAUCCACAGGAUCGGGCGAGGCGGCCGCUUCGGCAGGAAGGGCGUGGCCAUCAACAUGGUGACGGAGGACGACAAGCGAACCCUGAGAGACAUCGAGACCUUCUACAACACCACCGUGGAGGAGAUGCCCAUGAACGUGGCCGACCUCAUCUAGACUCCGCCUCCACCGACCGCGACUUGUUUUAGAAGUUAAAUGGUGUUUUUGCUUUCUGAUCUGAAUUCUUAAACUUUGUUUUUGAUAAAAUUCCUCCAUAAACUUUUCUGCAUCCAAACAUUUAAAUAGUUGCUGCUUCUUCUGUAGCUGCUCCUCCACAAGCAGCUGAACCGACCGUCUUGCUCCAGCACCAAUUACCCCCCCUCCUCUCAGUUGAAACCGGUCCGGACCGGCUCCGGCCCAGUCGUCAACCUGGACCGGACUCGGCCCGGACCGGAAAACCGCAGCUUGCUCUCCUCCGUUUCCCUGGUAACGGAGUCAAGCUGAACCCGGAUCAGAACACUGAUCGUCUCCGCAGUCUUCAGCUCGUCCGCCGUUCAGAAACACAGCUGGUGCUCCGUAAAAGACCCGAACAGUAGAACCGUCAGGACCGAGCGCUUUAACUUUGACACUUUCAAUGGUUGUGUUUUUUUUUUUUUUUGGUUUUGUUUUUUUUUUUAACCCUUAUUACUUUUGGGGAGGUCAGGUUUGUGGGAGGGGACUGAUAUGAAAGGACCAAACUAACCAAUCAGAGAUUAGACGUCUCUCACGUGACCGGUCCUGCCGGCCGCUGACGGGACGCCUCCUGCCCCUCCCCCUCCAAAUUGCUUCAUGGAUUGUUGACCUUUUUCAGACAGUGUAUCAAGUUUUCUACAUUGGAUUCUGUAAAGUAUUUAUUUUAAUGGUCUUUAAAAGAAAAAUAAAGGUUUCUCUUUUAAAAGUGAAGCGAGGUGUUUUAAGGCUUCGACGCUGCUUCCCCGCGGAGUUGAACGUGUCCAGUAUUGUCGAGAUGCAGAACCUCUCACGGCCACCAGGGGGCUCCACGCGCCGCUCUGGCUUUAACGUAAAAUUACCCAGAGUUCCAUGUUUCAUGAAGCCCUCACUGAUGAACUUACAUGUCUGAAGAUGAAAUGUAAAAGUCUGAGAAAAAAAAACAAAUUUGUAAAAAUAAAAAGUGUCAAAAAUA
Molecule: messenger RNA, 2292 nt
Organism: Cololabis saira (Pacific saury)
Lineage: Eukaryota; Metazoa; Chordata; Actinopteri; Beloniformes; Belonidae
Gene: eif4a1a
Product: eukaryotic translation initiation factor 4A1A
Exons: 11
Coding region: 72-1286 (404 amino acids)
Biological process (GO): cytoplasmic translational initiation
Cellular component (GO): cytoplasmic stress granule
Molecular function (GO): translation initiation factor activity; RNA helicase activity; ATP binding
Source: RefSeq, a predicted model, not a curated record